Molecule: messenger RNA, 1551 nt
Organism: Neogale vison (American mink)
Lineage: Eukaryota; Metazoa; Chordata; Mammalia; Carnivora; Mustelidae
Gene: PTGES2
Product: prostaglandin E synthase 2
Exons: 7
Coding region: 1-1119 (372 amino acids)
Cellular component (GO): mitochondrion
Molecular function (GO): prostaglandin-E synthase activity
Source: RefSeq, a predicted model, not a curated record
AUGGCCCAGGCUGCACGGGCGCUGUGGCCUGUCGGGCACGCUCUGGCCUGGAGGCUGGGUAGUCGCCUUCCGUCGGGACUCCCCGCGCAGAGUCGGGCCGGCUUCGCGGGAGCGGCGGGAGGCCCGGGCCCCGCGGCCACAGCCCGCAAGGGCAGCCCGCGGCUGCUGGGGGCGGCAGCGCUGGCCCUGGGGGGCGUCCUGGGGCUGUACCACACGGCGCGGUGGCACCUGCACGCCCAGGACCUCCGCGCCCAGCGCUCUGCGGCGCAGCUCUCCCUGUCCAGCCGCCUGCAGCUGACCCUCUACCAGUACAAAACGUGUCCCUUCUGCAGCAAGGUCCGCGCCUUCCUCGACUUCCACGCCCUGCCCUACCAGGUGGUAGAAGUGAACCCCGUGCGCAGGGCCGAGAUCAAGUUCUCUUCCUACAGGAAGGUGCCCAUCCUGCUGGCCCAGGAAGGAGAGAGUUUGCAACAGCUGAAUGAUUCCUCUGUCAUCAUCAGCGCGCUCAAGACCUACCUGGUGUCGGGGCAGCCCCUGGAAGACAUCGUCACCUACUAUCCACCCAUGAAGGCUGUGAACGACCAGGGGAAGGAGGUGACGGAAUUCUGUAACAAGUAUUGGCUCAUGCUGGAUGAGAAGGAGGCCCAGCGCAUGUAUGGUGGGAAGGAGGCCAGGACGGAGGAGAUGAAGUGGCGGCAGUGGGCGGAUGACUGGCUGGUGCACCUGAUCUCCCCCAACGUGUACCGCACUCCUGCCGAGGCCCUGGCCUCUUUCGACUACAUCGUCAGAGAGGGCAAGUUCGGGGCAGUGGAGGGUGCUGUGGCCAAGUACAUGGGUGCGGCGGCCAUGUACCUCAUCAGCAAGCGGCUCAAGAGCAGGCACCACCUGCAAGAUGAUGUUCGUGAGGACCUCUACGAGGCUGCCAACAAGUGGGUGGCAGCCGUGGGCAAAGAUCGGCCCUUCAUGGGGGGCCAGAAGCCAAACCUGGCUGAUCUGGCAGUGUACGGUGUGCUGCGUGUGAUGGAGGGCCUGGAGGCUUUCGACGACCUGAUGUGUCACACCCACAUCAAGCCCUGGUACCUGCGGAUGGAGAAAGCCAUUGCUGAGGCCCCCCAGUGACCUGAGUGUCCCCGGAGUGGUGGGACACAGCAGAAGAUGCCGGCUGCUGGGGACCAGGACCACUGGGUCAGCAAUUGAUGCUGUGUGGUGGGUGGGGGAUGGGAUCUUUGUGCCCCCCGCCCCCCCAGCUCCCUGGCUUCUAGCACUGAGCACCUGCUGCAGCCCUGGGACGCUGGGGGACAAAAGCCAGUCUUGGUAUCUGCCCACAGUCCCCUGAGGGGCCCAGAAGCCUGCCCUUCUCUGGGACUUUCUGUGCCCUGCUAUGUCCGCACCUUGGGGUGGGAAUCGGCUCAGGCUUCUGCCCUGGACAGGGGAAGGGGGAAUAGUCUGGUUUACAAAGGAUUUCAUCUCUGGCUCCUCCUGGUCCCUGCUCUUCCCAGGUGCCCCUGGGAUUGUGUGUCACGUUCACAAUAAAGAAAAGGUUUGCUGCUC